GCCGGCUGUUGGAGGCGGGGUGGCGCGAGCGGAUCAAGCGUUGCAGGCCGCGGUUUCCCCUCCCCGUCGCCGCAGCAGCCCUGAUGUGAAAGGGGGCCCGGGUUGUGGGGCCCAGAAGGAGCAGGAGCGGGGCGAUGAAGAAGGACGUGAGGAUCCUCCUGGUGGGAGAACCCAGAGUUGGGAAGACGUCACUUAUUAUGUCUCUUGUUAGUGAAGAAUUUCCUGAAGAGGUUCCUCCACGAGCAGAAGAAAUCACCAUUCCAGCUGAUGUUACCCCAGAGAGAGUGCCGACCCAUAUAGUGGAUUAUUCUGAAAUUGAGCAAAGUGAUGAACAGCUCCAUCAUGAAAUCUCACAAGCGAAUGUAAUUUGCAUAGUAUAUGCCGUCAACAACAAGAAUUCAAUUGAUAAGGUAACAAGCCGAUGGAUUCCUCUCAUCAAUGAAAGAACAGACAAAGAUAGCAGGCUGCCUCUUAUACUGGUUGGGAACAAAUCAGAUCUGGUUGAAUAUAGUAGUAUGGAGACCAUCCUUCCCAUUAUGAACCAAUACACAGAGAUAGAAACUUGUGUAGAGUGCUCAGCCAAGAACUUGAAGAAUAUAUCUGAAUUAUUCUAUUAUGCACAGAAAGCUGUUCUACAUCCUACAGGACCUCUCUACUGUCCAGAAGAAAAAGAGAUGAAACCUGCGUGUAUAAAAGCGCUAACUCGGAUCUUCAGAAUUUCAGAUCAAGAUAAUGAUGGCACCCUUAACGAUGCAGAACUCAACUUCUUUCAGAGAAUUUGUUUUAACACUCCAUUGGCACCUCAAGCACUGGAAGAUGUAAAGAAUGUAGUCAGGAAAAAUCUCAGUGAUGGAGUUGCAGCUAAUGGACUGACGUUAAAGGGCUUUCUUUUUCUACACACACUUUUCAUUCAGCGAGGGAGACAUGAAACGACUUGGACAGUAUUGCGGCGCUUUGGAUAUGAUGAUGACCUAGAGCUCACGCCAGAGUAUUUAUUUCCUCUGUUAAAAAUACCUUCUGACUGUACGACAGAAUUGAAUCACCAUGCGUAUUUGUUCCUUCAAAGCAUUUUUGAUAAGCAUGAUUUGGAUCGAGACUGUGCUUUGUCUCCUGAUGAAAUCAAGGAUUUGUUCAAAAUCUUCCCUUAUAUGCCGUGGGGACCAGAUGUCAACAGCACUGUUUGUACAAAUGAAAGAGGUUGGAUAACGUAUCAGGGAUUUCUCUCUCAGUGGACACUAACUACAUACUUAGAUGUACAGCGCUGUCUUGAGUAUUUGGGCUAUUUAGGAUAUUCAAUAUUGACUGAACAGGAAUCCCAGGCAUCAGCAAUUACAGUAACUAGAGAUAAAAAGAUUGACCUCCAGAAAAGACAGACUCAGAGGAACGUAUUCAGGUGUAAUCUCAUUGGGCUGAAAGGCUGUGGGAAAAGCGGAGUCCUCCAGGCACUGCUUGGAAGAAACUUAAUGAGACAGAAGCACAUACGUCCAGACCACAAAUCUUAUUAUGCAAUUAAUACAGUUUAUGUGUAUGGGCAAGAAAAAUACUUGCUGUUGCAUAAUGUUUGUGAAUCUGACUUCCUAUGUGAUGCAGAAAUAAUGUGUGAUGCUGUCUGCCUAGUAUAUGAUGUGAGCAACCCCAAGUCCUUUGAAUACUGUGCCAGGAUUUUUAAGCAACACUUCAUGGACAGCAGGAUACCUUGCCUAGUGAUAGCUGCCAAGUCAGACCUGCAUGAAGUUAGACAAGAAUACAGCAUUUCCCCAGCUGACUUCUGCAAAAAACACAAAAUGCCUCCACCACAAGCCUUUUCUUGUAACACUGUUGAUGCGCCAAGUAAGGACAUCUUCGUUAAGCUGACGACGAUGGCCAUGUAUCCCCAUGCCCGGUUACGCUGUAUGUGCAGCUGCAACAGGUGUACAUUUUGCAUCUGUCAGAACCUCCUCAACUCAGACUUGCUGCAAUCUGUAAAGAACAAACUCUUCACUGCAGUUCUUAACAGGUUAAGAGCCCGUGUAGAUGAGUUGGGUGCCAUGCUGUUAUCCGAUGAGGGGAGCAGUAUUAUUCACCAGGUGCACGCCGUCAGCUCUGUAGAGAAUUCCAUCUUCAUGGAGUCAUCCCUUGAUCCACAGUUACUUGAAGACAGGCAUGUGACACAAGCAGACCUCAAGAGCUCUACCUUUUGGCUUCGAGCAAGUUUUGGUGCUACAGUCUUUGCUGUUUUGGGCUUCGCCAUGUACAGAGCAUUACUAAAGCAGCGAUGAUCUGGAAGACAGCACAUUUCUUGGGG
Molecule: messenger RNA, 2284 nt
Organism: Elgaria multicarinata webbii
Lineage: Eukaryota; Metazoa; Chordata; Lepidosauria; Squamata; Anguidae
Gene: RHOT1
Product: ras homolog family member T1
Exons: 21
Coding region: 135-2258 (707 amino acids)
Biological process (GO): small GTPase-mediated signal transduction; regulation of cell shape; cortical cytoskeleton organization
Cellular component (GO): mitochondrial outer membrane; cytoplasmic vesicle; cytoskeleton
Molecular function (GO): GTPase activity; protein kinase binding; calcium ion binding
Source: RefSeq, a predicted model, not a curated record